Messenger RNA from Malassezia pachydermatis, 753 nucleotides. RefSeq names its product U2 snRNP-associated protein. Lineage: Eukaryota; Fungi; Basidiomycota; Malasseziomycetes; Malasseziales; Malasseziaceae. Gene Ontology annotation, molecular function: RNA binding. Gene Ontology annotation, cellular component: nucleus. The coding region runs from base 1 to 753 and encodes 250 amino acids. The record is from RefSeq and is a predicted model, not a curated record. The transcript is spliced from 3 exons.
AUGGAGGGGUGCGAGCAGGCUCCCACGAAGCGCCCUGCGCCGCAUGUCUCUAGUGCCCUAGACGAUGAGGAAAGCGAGGUAGCUUGGCCACCACGUACGUCCAAGCCACGUAUGACCCAUACUAUGCCGUCGUGGCUGACAACGGACGCGCAGCCCACGAAACCACGCAAUCCCAUGGCCCCUGUACAUCGACCUAGGACCACCGACGAAGCGUCCACCCAGCCGCAGCGCCAUGCACGUUCAUCAUGGCGUGUCCAGCACCGCGGCACGCAUCCACGUCCUCCGAGCCCUAGCCAGUCCACCGAUUUUGACGACGAGGGCUACGCGUCUCUGUACUCCACGGAUUCGGAGGAGCUUUCUGAGACAGAGCAGGGGCGCAUGACGGCUACAUCUACACUGGGUCCUCUAGCUGCACGGCGUUUCCGUGCCAUGCUGCGUAGCCUUACUAUGCGUCGCGAACGCAUUGCACGAUGUAUGAUGUUUGCCUUGGACCAUGCGACGUGGGCUGACGCGGUCAGUGAGAUGUUGGCGCAUUCGCUGAUGCAGCCAUCUACGCCAGUGGCUCGCAAACUCGCACGACUUGAUGCGCCUGUGCCACAUGCAUGGCGGUACCGCGAAACCUUCACGGCAUGGCUGCCUAGGAUCCUGCACCACUUUGGCGAGGUCAUUCAUGCAUUUCCUGGCCGCAUCAAAGCUGACAGGAUCCAACGCGAAGUACGUGCUGUGCUGGAUGUAUGGGAAGCGCUGGGCUGA